Molecule: messenger RNA, 1762 nt
Organism: Hylaeus volcanicus
Lineage: Eukaryota; Metazoa; Arthropoda; Insecta; Hymenoptera; Colletidae
Exons: 3
Coding region: 24-1286 (420 amino acids)
Source: RefSeq, a predicted model, not a curated record
UGCCUGAAUUAUAUAAAUAAAUCAUGUUCCAACGAAUCAUUGGCGAACGUGUCCUACUCUGCCUGAUUGUGGACGUGAUCCUGGUUUCUGGAUCGUUUUGGAAUUACCCACAGAAUCAGCAACCAAGGACACCCAGGCAUGCUUCCUGUCCCUCGUGUAGUCGAGAUUGCCCAGACGCUCUGGUAUCUUGGUACAUGCCACCAUCCAGAAGGGAGUACCGCAACACAGAGUCCUUCCAACCAUUCCAACCCUCGUCGUCCUUCGAUCCCGCGCCUUAUGGUUCCUACAACAGGGCCUCUGGAAGCAGAGGAACACCCGAGUAUCCCCGUAGACGCGAAAACCCCUUCAGCUUCCAGAGGGAAUUCGAUUCUGACGUUGCUUCUGCACCGUCCGCCCCUGUUCAGAACUCAGGCGAACCUGUGAAUCCCUACCAACCUCGUCUCCCAUUUUUCAAACACUUGGACAGGUCUCCCUACCGAAAACCCAACUUCUACGACGUGAUCAGACCUCAGUCCAUGGGAAUAAACAACCGAUACUCUGAUUAUUACUCCCCUGACGAUGAACCCUACAUGGAAGACGUUCCCAGGUCGUCCUAUCCUUCUUGGGAUAGGCCUUUGAGACCUCUUGGAGACCCUCAAAAGAAGAUACACGUGGUCUAUAGGGCUGACAGGUACACCGACGACUCCAUGGAGGAAGAGAAUCCCACCACUGGACCAGAACAGUUUCCUAGGUGGCAGAUUCCUCAUAGGAUCUCUGGAAACUCUGCAGCUGGACCAAGAGAGGAGGGGUUUGACGGAUUCCCACAACCCAGAAGAGAUCAACCCAGAGAAUCCAGCUUGGUUUAUCAGCCAGAGAUAAAGUAUAGUCCUUACAACAUACGACCAGACCUGAACCUUUUGAAGAUGAUGCAGAGUGUGGCUAAAAAUGGAGUCGUGAUUGGCAGUGGCGGUGCCUGGCAGGAUCUGGGGGGGCAGGGGUCUGAAAACAGAACGCUUAUGGCUAUCGAGGGUGAAGACAACAAGGACGAGGUUGUUAAAGAGAUGGAGGAUCAGAGAAAGAGUGGUUUGGAUUCUCAGGAAGACCAAAGGCCGGAGUUCAAGGGGAAGAGGGACGCUGAGGGUGGAAGCAUUCGUGGAAAGAAUGCGGACGAAUCUGAGGAGCCAAAGAACACGGCUUGGGCGGAGUCUUCAAUUGAACUUGGGUCGUUGGAAUCUACGGAACCUAGUACCCAACCCCGGUAUAUCGAGGUGGAUGCGAUGACAGUAGGACCUUUGAUGCUACCUUAAAAAGGUGGAAACGAUGAUUUGCUAUCUUACUCUUGGAGACAUCUAGGGAACUAUUAGGAAAAUAAAGAAAAUAAGAAAAGUGGUUACGAGUGUGGAAAAUUUCUCAUCUAUCUCAUUCCAUUUUAUCUCAUCCUGUAGCGUUGCAAUUGUUUAGUUUAAAAUUAAAUAAAUAAAAAUGCUUGAAAGUAUGGAGAAAAUAAAGACCAGAGAGUUCCAGUCUCAGAAACAAGCAUUUCUUUCUUUAUAAAGUUUUUCUUUCUUUUGUUUUCAUUGAGAAGAUUCAGCUUUCGCGAACAUAUUUUUCAUUGAGAUCGAACGGUUAUUGUUACUGUGUUAUUGCGAGUUAAUAAAAUAACGGUAUUUCCUGGCAUAGAGUUGAGACCUGUCAUAAAAUUACUCUAUUCUCCAACUAUCGUACCGAGUACUGAAUUAUAUUGCACUGAAUUAAGCCAGUCGGUAAAAUAACACAAUUUCCG